AUGAGUAAACAAGAAGAAGAUGAUGAAAACCAAUUGUUGCUCUGUAAUAAAAAACCCUCCCAUGACAAUGAUAAUCACCAUGGACGGCAAUCAUCUCGUCUUGAAUGGGCAGAAUCGUCUUACACUCGUUUAUUACAUGUAUUAUGUUGGUCGUGGAUUUAUCCAAUUCUUUCUUUAGGCUAUAAACGGGAAUUGACGGAAAAUGAUCUUGAUGAUACGCCUCAUGUUGACAAAACUUCGGUACUAUUAGAUAGGUUACAUUCUUAUGACUGGUCAUCGACAACAACAUGGACGAUUAUUAAUAAAGAGUUUUGGAAAGAUUAUAUUGUUGCUAAUCUGACCCUUUUUCUUUUUUUGAUAUCAUCUAUUGUUCAGCCAUUACUCUUACACCAAUUUAUCUUGAAUAUGACGAAUACACAAGGAUCAAAUACUGCCAGUUAUUUAUACCUCGUAUCGUUGUUUAUUUGUGUAGUUAUAUAUCCACUCACGGACCGACAAGCUGUUUUUCAUGCGGCUCGUGUUGGUGUUCGAAUUCGUAAUGCACUGAUAAUAACCAUUUACAAACGCUUAUUGUCUCUGAAAUGGAUAUCAUGGCAGCAAAUGAAUACAGGUGAAACAAUUAACUUGAUCGCUAACGAUACAUUCAAAUUUGAAGAAAUGUACGCAUAUUUGGCUAGUCUAUGUGAAGGACUUCUUGAAGCCAUCCUCAUAUUUGGCUUAUUGUGUUGGAUAAUACAUCCUUUACCAACUCUGUGUGCUUUCGCUCUAUUUUCUCUAUUCAUUUUAAUACAAUUGUAUUUCGGUCGGAAAUUUCGUCAGUGCCGUGAAAUAACAGCUAUAUGUAGUGAUAAACGAAUACAGGCUUUCAGUGAAUUUAUUCAUGGAUGCCACAUCGUUAAAAUGUAUAACUGGGAAAAAUCAAUAGAGGAUUGUAUAGCUAAAAUGCGUGAAAAUGAAUUAGGAAGUAUUCGACGUACGUCUCGUUUCCGUGCGCUCAAUGUGACUCAAUUCUUUAUCUCAACACCACUUCUUGCAUUCCUCACUUUUGGAAGUGCAUGGCUUCUCGAUUAUCCACUGAAUACAGCUAAUGUUUUUCCAGUUCUUUUAUCCUUUACUUUGAUACGUAAUAAUGCUAUGUAUUAUAUCUCUCUGGUCAGCGAGAAACUAAGUGAAGCAAGAUCAGCAUCAAAAAGAAUAGAUGCAUUCAUGCGUCUGCCCAUAAAGCAAGAACAUCAGUUUCGACCAUCCACAUCUUCAAUCCAUCAGCAACAAAAAGGAUGUAUCAUCAUGUCUAAUGCAUCUUUUUCAUGGCAUAAUGAGAUACCUUGUCUAUCAUCGCUUGAUCUAACUAUCGAACAAGGCACAUUUGUAGGAAUAGUUGGACCAGUAGGUUCUGGUAAAUCAGCCUUACUCGCUGCUAUUCUUGGUGAAAUAAAUCUUCUUAAUGGUCAAUUAAAUACAAAUGAUAGUUCGUUUUCUUAUGCUGCACAAUCACCAUGGAUAUUUGCAGAUACAUUUCUUAAUAACAUCCUUUUAAACCGACCAUUUGACGCACAACGAUAUGAGCAGGUAAUAUAUGCAUGUUGUCUCGAUGUUGAUCUUAGUCUUCUUGGAUCUAGUGGUGAACUCACUAUGAUUGGAGAAAAUGGAGCUAAUUUAAGUGGUGGACAAAAAGCAAGAGUAGCAUUAGCUCGUGCUUUAUAUGGUGAUGCGAACAUUUAUUUACUUGAUGAUCCAUUAUCUUCUGUCGAUCAUAGUGUAGCCAAACAAAUCUAUGAACGGUGCAUUGGUCCAUGUGGAUUAUUGAAAAAUAAAACUCGUCUAUUGGUUACUCAUCAAACACAGUUUCUGUAUGAAUCACAUCAAACAAUAUUUCUGUCACAUGGAUAUAUCGAUAAACAAGGUUGUUUGAAGGAAAAUAUCAUUAGAGAAGAUGAUCCUAACAAAAAUGAAACAUCAAUAUUAGCUGAUAUGCUUGAUGUAAAUACAUCAAUGGCUGAUACUCAAUCGAUCAUAAUUGACGAAACGUCUCUGAAUAAUGGUGCCAGGUGGUCUGUUUGGUAUCAUUGGUUUACUGCACUACCAUCCGGUAUCUUUGGCUUCUGCUUACUUAUUGUUUUACUCUUGCUAGCUGAGGUGUUAAGUGACGGUGCAAACUAUUGUCUCAGGAUAUGGUUGCAACGAUCACAAACAGAUGAACAACUUUCACCAAAAUUUGCUUAUAUUUGUUUUUGUUUGAUAAUAGCUACAGUAUUUGCAGAUAUAGUGCGUACAAACUAUUAUUUUACUGUUGUUUUACAUGGUUCGAAUAGUUUUCAUAAUAAUAUGUUAAAAGGACUAUUAUAUACAUCAAUACAGUUUUUUGAAAGUAAUCCAAUUGGAAGAAUCCUUAACCGAGUAAGCAAAGAUCAGCAUGUUAUUGAUGAGUUAUUGCCUCUUAUCUUGCUGAGAGGUGUGAUAGCAAUUUUAAUAGCAGUUGGUUCGAUGUUCAUUAUUUGUUUUAUUAAUCCAUCUACCUUCCUUUUACUUAUCAUAUUAGUUCCAGUCAUUUGGUUGAUAACUCGGUUUUAUCAAAAACCUUCUCGUCAAUUGAAACGACUUGAAAGUAUCACUCGCAGUCCUAUUUAUGCACUCUUUUCAACAUCUCUGAAGGGUUUACCAACUAUUCGUGCACUUAAAGCUGAAAACAGUUUUAUUCAAUUAAUUUCAGAUAGAAUUGAUACCAAUACAUCUGCAUAUAUUAACAUGCAAGCUGCAUCGAAUUUGCUCGCAUUAGGACUUGCUAUGGUGUGUUCGCUGCUUUUGUUGUUCACUUCUGUUCAAAUACUAUUGUUUCACAAUAAAAUAGACUCGUCGACAGCUGCACUCAGUUUGAUAUCUGCAAUAUCAAUAACAGUAUCAUUUCAAUGGGCCGUUAGAAGGUUGUCUGAAGCUGAUAUAUUGAUGACAAGUGGCGAACGCAUUAAUGAAUAUUCACAUUUGCCACCCGAAGAGGAUGACGGUGGCUGCAAACGUCUUGUGAAAACUUCACCAGAAUGGCCAGCUCGUGGAACAAUUGAAUUUAGAAAUUAUUCAUUACGUCAUCGAUCUGGCCUAGAACAUGCAAUUAAAAAUAUUAAUCUGCGUAUUGAGUCUGGCCAGAAGAUUGGCAUCAUUGGUCGAACUGGUGCGUAUUAA
Molecule: messenger RNA, 3177 nt
Organism: Rotaria sp. Silwood2
Lineage: Eukaryota; Metazoa; Rotifera; Eurotatoria; Philodinida; Philodinidae
Source: the annotation of a GenBank genome assembly